Messenger RNA from Prunus armeniaca (apricot), 1137 nucleotides. NCBI's taxonomy places the organism in Eukaryota, Viridiplantae, Streptophyta, Magnoliopsida, Rosales, Rosaceae. The record is from the annotation of a GenBank genome assembly.
AUGCAAACACGACACAAGUGUAACCAAGUGCCAGCUUCCAGCACCAUACUAAAAAGUAGCCAAGACCCCAGAGCAAAGCAAAGCAAAGCAAGGCAAGGAGCUUUUAGAUUUAGUGAAAGCAGCAGCAGCAGCAGCAGAACAGAAACCAUGAGUUCCAGAGCUCUCUUCUUCUUUGCUUUGCUGGCUUUCUCAGCAGUGUCUUGUUUUGCUAAGAAUGAAGAAGAGCCAGGUCUUGUUAUGGACUUUUACAAGGACAGCUGUCCUCAGGCUGAAGAUGUUAUCAGAGAACAAGUCAAGCUUCUCUACAAGCGCCACAAGAACACUGCAUUCUCUUGGCUCAGAAACAUCUUCCAUGACUGUGCUGUCCAGUCAUGUGAUGCUUCCCUGCUGCUGGACUCAACCAGGAGGUCCUUGUCUGAGAAGGAGAUGGACAGGAGCUUUGGGAUGAGAAACUUUAGGUACAUUGAAGAAAUUAAAGAAGCACUGGAGAGGGAGUGCCCCGGAGUUGUUUCUUGUUCGGAUGUUCUUGUUUUGUCUGCUAGGGAGGGUGUUGUUCGGCUAGGAGGCCCAUUCAUCCCUCUCAAAACUGGAAGAAGAGAUGGAAGGAGGAGCAGAGCAGAGAUCCUUGAGCAAUACCUUCCUGACCACAAUGAGAGCAUGUCCACUGUCCUUGAGAAGUUUGCUGACAUGGGCAUUGACACCCCUGGUCUGGUUGCCCUGCUAGGAGCUCACAGUGUUGGUAGAACACACUGUGUGAAGCUGGUGCACCGUUUGUACCCAGAAGUUGACCCUCAGCUCAACCCUGACCAUGUUGGUCACAUGCUCAAGAAGUGCCCUGAUGCAAUCCCUGACCCCAAAGCGGUUCAAUAUGUGAGAAAUGACCGUGGUACCCCCAUGAUAUUUGACAACAACUACUACAGAAACAUUUUGGACAACAAGGGUUUGAUGAUGGUGGAUCACCAACUAGCCACAGACAAGAGGACAAAACCCUAUGUCAAGAAAAUGGCCAAGAGCCAAGACUACUUCUUUAAGGAGUUUUCAAGAGCCUUCACCAUUCUCUCUGAGAACAACCCUCUUACAGGAACAAAGGGAGAGAUCAGGCAGCAGUGCAAUGUUGCCAACAAGAUCCACGACUAG